Saprolegnia diclina VS20 is the source of this 1292-nucleotide messenger RNA. RefSeq lists its product as hypothetical. The transcript has a single exon. The record is from RefSeq and is a predicted model, not a curated record. Gene Ontology annotation, cellular component: extracellular region. Gene Ontology annotation, molecular function: protein binding. Gene Ontology annotation, biological process: proteolysis. NCBI's taxonomy places the organism in Eukaryota, Oomycota, Saprolegniomycetes, Saprolegniales, Saprolegniaceae. The coding region runs from base 1 to 1200 and encodes 399 amino acids.
AUGCGCAGCUUCGGGACCUACGCAGCGCUUCUGCUCUCGCUCUCGGCGGCCUCCAUCGGCGUCGUCGGCGCGGCGACGUGCUCCACCAUCCAGCCCAACACCGACUACUUUGGCAACGACAUCAAGUCGACGUCCCAAGCGAGCCCCAGCAAUUGCUGCGGGGACUGCGCGGCCACCCCGGGGUGCAUCCUCUAUGUCUGGACGAGCCAGAGCGGUGGCACGUGCUACCUCAAGAGCGCAGCGGGCACCUCGUCCAACAAGCCGGGUGCGCAGGCGGCGUUCCUCGUGCCUAGUACGUGCAACAACUUGCAGCCCAACAUCGACUACUUUGGCAACGACAUCAAGUCGACGUCUCAAGCGAACCCCAGCAACUGCUGCGGGGACUGCACGGCCACGCCCGGGUGCAUCCUCUACGUUUGGACGAACCAGAGCGGCGGCACGUGCUACCUCAAGUCGGCUCAAGGCGCGCCGUCCAACAAGCCGGGCGCACAGUCGGGGUUUCUUGGCACGACACCGACACCGACGCCAACACCGACGCCAACACCGACACCAACGCCAACGCCAACGACCUGCACCAACUACCAGAGCAACAUCGACUACCCCGGUAACGACAUUGCAUCAACAUCGCAGCCGACGGCCGCUAACUGCUGCAACGACUGUGCCGCGACCCCCGGCUGCGUUCUCUACGUCUGGACGAGCCAGAGUGGCGGCACGUGCUACCUCAAGUCGGCCCAAGGCGCGUCCAUCGCCAAGCCCGGCGCGCAGUCGGCGGCUCUUAGCGGGCCUUCGCCGUGUGGCCCCGCGCUCGCCAACACGGACUACACGGGCCAGGACUUGAGUAACGUUGGAGUGACGUCCAUCAACCAGUGCUGCGCGGCCUGCCUCGCUGUCGCCGCUUGCAACGCCUACAGCUUCAAGGACAACGUGUGCUACCUCAAGAGCGGCAGCAAUGGCCAAGUGUCGCUGCCGGGUGUCACGGCCGUCGCGCUCUACCGCUGCUCGGCGCCGGAGACCAACGUCGACUACAUUGACAACAACAUUGGAACUGCGGCGUCGCCAACGUACGUGCGCUGCUGCGAGCUGUGCCGCAACACGGCCGGGUGCGGCGCGUUCUCGUGGGCCAGCGGCGUGUGCUACUUGAAGAGCGCCAAGGGUGCGACGACGAACGCGGCUGGUGUCAUCUCGGCCACGGUGCUCUAGCUGCGUCGCGCCGCCCACGCCAGCACCUCUUAUUUGCCUCCCUCAACUCGUUGACGUGAGUCCUCAAUCCAUGCAUACGUAGCUUAUGUUGA